UGCCCCGCCCCUAGCCCGUUCUUCCCGUCCCGCCCGGCUCGACGCCAGGGGACGCUCGCGGGUCGGGUCUCCCAGGCAACCAGUUGCUCCGCCCCCUCCGCCCCUUUAACCUUUAGGGUGAGCGGUUCCGCGUCCCUCGCCCUCUCCCCUUUCCCCCUCCCCCUUCCCUAUCCCCUUCGCUCAGGCCUGUCCGAACCGGAAGCGAAGAUGGCGGCGGUGACUGCUGGCGCGGCUUCAGCCGAGCUGGUGAUCGGCUGGUGCAUAUUCGGCCUCUUACUACUGGCUAUUUUAGCGUUUUGCUGGAUAUAUGUUCGUAAAUACCAAAGUCAGAGAGAAAGUGAAGUUGUCUCCACCAUAACAGCGAUUUUUUCUCUAGCAAUUGCACUUAUCACAUCAGCACUUCUUCCAGUGGAUAUAUUUUUGGUUUCUUACAUGAAAAAUCAAAAUGGCACAUUUAAGGACUGGGCUAAUGCUAAUGUCAGCAAACAGAUUGAGGACACUGUAUUAUAUGGCUAUUAUACUUUAUAUUCUGUUAUAUUGUUCUGUGUGUUCUUCUGGAUUCCUUUUGUCUACUUCUACUAUGAAGAAAAGGAUGAUGAUGAUACUAGUAAAUGUACUCAAAUUAAAACAGCACUCAAGUACACUUUGGGAUUUGCUGUGAUUUGUGCACUUCUUCUUUUAGUUGGUGCUUUUGUUCCAUUGAAUGUUCCCCAUAAUAAAAAUUCUACAGAGUGGGAAAAAGUGAAGUUCCUAUUUGAAGAACUUGGAAGUAGUCAUGGCUUAGCUGCAUUGUCAUUUUCCAUUAGUUCUCUGACCUUGAUCGGAAUGUUGGCAGCUAUAACUUAUACAGCCUAUGGUAUGUCAGCAUUACCUUUAAAUCUAAUAAAAGGCACUAGAAGUGCUGCUUAUGAACGUUUAGAAAACACUGAAGACAUUGAAGAAGUGGAGCAACAUAUUCAGACGAUUAAAUCAAAAAGUAAAGAUGGUCGACCUUUGCCAGCAAGGGAUAAACGUGCCUUAAAGCAAUUUGAAGAAAGGUUACGAACACUUAGGAAAAGAGAGAGGCACUUAGAAUUCAUUGAAAACAGCUGGUGGACAAAAUUUUGUGGUGCUUUGCGUCCCCUGAAGAUCAUGUGGGGAAUAUUUUUCAUCUUAGUUGCAUUGCUGUUUGUAAUUUCUCUUUUCCUGUCAAAUUUAGAUAAAGCUCUUCAUUCAGCUGGAAUAGAUUCUGGUUUCAUAAUCUUUGGAGCUAACCUGAGUAAUCCACUGAAUAUGCUUUUGCCUUUACUACAAACAGUUUUCCCUCUUGAUUAUAUUCUUAUAACAAUUAUCAUUAUGUACUUUAUUUUUACUUCAAUGGCAGGAAUUAGAAAUAUUGGCAUAUGGUUCUUUUGGAUUAGAUUAUAUAAAAUCAGAAGAGGUAGAACCAGGCCUCAAGCACUUUUAUUUCUGUGUAUGAUACUUCUGCUAAUUGUUCUUCAUACUAGCUACAUGAUUUAUAGUCUUGCUCCCCAGUAUGUUAUGUAUGGAAGCCAAAAUUACUUAAUAGAGAGCAAUGUAACUUCUAAUGAUACUAAAGGCAAUACAACCAUUUCUGUGCCAAAGAGAUGUGAUGCAGAUGCCCCUGAAGAUCAGUGUACCGUUACCCGGACAUACCUAUUUCUUCACAAAUUCUGGUUCUUUAGUGCCGCAUACUAUUUUGGUAACUGGGCCUUUCUUGGGGUAUUCUUGAUUGGAUUAAUUGUAUCCUGUUGUAAAGGGAAAAAAUCAGUCAUUGAAGGAGUAGAUGAAGAUUCAGACAUAAGUGAUGACGAGCCCUCUGUCUAUUCUGUUUGACAGCCUUCUGUCUUAAAGAGCCCCAGCUGGACUCCUAAAAUGGAUCAAGAAAAGAUUAUUUCACUACAGUUCAUUAAAGUUGUAAAAAUAAACGUAACUGGUGGACCAUCUGAAAUGGUAGUUUAGCAAUGUUGUUAAACAUUGUUAAAAUGAGGAAUUUCAUCAGAAGAUAAAAUAGUUUGCAAUUAUAUGUAAAUGUAUCUUUGAAUCCUGGCAGCCAAGACAAAAGGAAGACGAUGGAUGAUGACAUUUUUACACUUGAUAGAGGAAAACACUGAGUUUGUGUGAAGAUAAUGUUUUGGGCACUGAAAUUUAGUUGGAAGUUACAUUUUGACUCCUUAUAUAAAGAAAGUUAAUGAGCAAAUGUCUUUGUUAAAGUUUAACUAGAAAGUCAUGUGCAAAGAGAAUUUGGGAUCUCCAGAGGAAAUCUGGUUGGCUCUCAAGAACUCUCCAGAUGGAUUAGCUUUUAUGUACAUCAUUCAUUUAUUUCAGUCAACUAAUACCCAAGUUCCUGCAAAUUCCAGGCACUGGAUAAUGACUACUGAAUUUCUAGGAUGGAAGAAAAUAGCCCCCGUCAGAAUGUGUAGGCAAGUGGCCCCAUGGCAGUAACUGGACUUUUAUCAAUAUCACCAAGAUUUGUAUGUCUGAUGUGAAUAAAUAUACAUGAAACAAAUUAUCAUA
Ictidomys tridecemlineatus (thirteen-lined ground squirrel) is the source of this 2517-nucleotide messenger RNA. RefSeq names its product LMBR1 domain containing 1 (gene Lmbrd1). Lineage: Eukaryota; Metazoa; Chordata; Mammalia; Rodentia; Sciuridae. The record is from RefSeq and is a predicted model, not a curated record. Gene Ontology annotation, cellular component: lysosomal membrane. Gene Ontology annotation, biological process: protein localization to lysosome.